AGAACCCUUGGUCACACUUAAUUUUGUUACAGGUUUUUUAACGAACCAAAAUAUUAAAUAAAAAGUCAAAAGAGUUUUUGUGUUGAUUCGCUAAAAAAAAAAGCAUACAAAAUGCACUUGACGCUAAUCAACAUGUUUAAGAAGACCGUGCCGGGUCACAUAUUUCGGGGCAAGCGGCGCCUAGUAAAGCCGGUGAGCCAACGCGCAAUGGACACCCUGACCCGCGAGUACGAGCGCCAGGAGCAAGUGAUGCUGCUCCUCCGACACCCUUAUCUUACCCUGGAACAAUCAUCUGGACACGCCAAGGAGUUGCAAAAGCGCGAGAAGCUGGUGGCCAAGUGGACUGAUGAGCAGACGCUCAGGAAGAUGAAGCCGCACGUGACCAUUGAGGAGCGACUGAAUCAGUUGAAGAUCAAGGAGGCCUGGGACUAGUUACUAGCCCACUCCAUCUAUUAAAGCUGCGUUACUUUUACAAUAAAUAUAUGUAGAUUUUAUGGAAA
Molecule: messenger RNA, 500 nt
Organism: Drosophila eugracilis
Lineage: Eukaryota; Metazoa; Arthropoda; Insecta; Diptera; Drosophilidae
Product: ribosomal protein 63, mitochondrial
Exons: 2
Coding region: 112-432 (106 amino acids)
Biological process (GO): mitochondrial translation
Cellular component (GO): mitochondrial ribosome
Molecular function (GO): structural constituent of ribosome
Source: RefSeq, a predicted model, not a curated record